UAAAGAUUUUAAGUUAACGAUGAUCUUGUAAUGUAGUUUGAUGAUUUCUUCCAUGUAUGUCCUCGUUAUUUCCAUCAUCUUUAAUAAACAUGAUAUAACAUCUUACUAUGGGCGGCCUGCUUGAGCAUCUGGGCUACCUGUUCCUGCCGUCUAGAUAUUUCAACAAGUUAUCUAUUUUUAUUUGUUUUAAUAUAUUAUUAUGUCUAUUAAUCGCAUGAUGUAUUCUGCUGCGUUUCUGAAAAGUGUACAACCUUUCGUUGUCAAAGUUACAAAAAACUCAAUAAGUGAGAAUGUGGUUGCUGGCAAUAUACAACGAAAAGAAUGCACAUCAUUCAGAUGUUCAUUUACUGGACUGCUAGCAUCUAACUGUCGGUCACUCAAUAUUUAUCUCCAGGACCGACCAAGAAGAAAGAAACGGAAAUUUGUUGAAAUACUUUGAGCUGAGAAUUCUAUAUUGUACCAAAAAUAUAAUAUUGAAUAAAGCUGAUGAUCAUAAAAACAUCAAUUCAAAAAUUUAUGGUCUAUUGGUAGGUGAAAAUUACUUGGUUGAGAUUGAUGAGAUUAUUGUAAUUAGUGAUUAGAGAUAUUGGAUGAUAAGGCUCAUAAUUGAUCAUAAAGGAUCUAAUAAAUUCACUCUAUCUCUUCUCCUAGAACUUAAGUUUUAAAAUGAUCUUUUCAUUCAGUGAACUUAUAUCUUUUCCAACCAUACUGUUUAUGCCUAGAAUUUUCUACUAUCACUACUAAUUUUAUUACUAUGGUAUUUAUCUUAAUAAUUCUAUCUUAUUAUGCCGAUAUGAUAAUGAUAACAUUGACUAAUGUAUUUAUAUGCCAAGUUUUCCGUUGAUAUUGAUACAAAAUUACUUUUGUUUUAAAAAUUAUUAUGAAUAAUAAUUGGAAGAGACCAGAUUUACCAAGUAAAUGUACAUUUUCUUCAAAACAAUCAAUCAUUGAAAGUCCUCAUCAUCAUCAUCAUCACCAUCUUCAUCAGGAUCAUCAUCAUCAUGAUAAUUCAAUUUUCAAAAGAAAUAAAAUUUUAAAUCAUUCAUUAGAAUUAAUUGGUAAUACACCUUUAAUUCAACUAAAUCAAAUUGUAAAGAAUGAAGGUCUAGAAUGUGAACUAUUAGGAAAAUGUGAAUUUCUUAAUAUUGGUGGUAGUAUUAAAGAUAGAAUUGCAAAACGUAUGAUUGAAGAAGCUGAAUUAGAAGGUAAAUUAAAACCUGGGGAUACAAUUAUUGAACCAACUUCGGGAAAUACUGGUAUUGGAUUGGCGCUUACUGCUUCUCUUAAAGGUUACCGAUGUAUAAUUGUAAUGUCAGAGAAAAUGAGUAGUGAAAAGGAAUCGUACUUAAGAUGCCUUGGAGCUGAAAUUGUUCGUACACCGGCUUCUGCAAAUUUUGAUCAUCCUGAUUCAUUGUUUCGAGUGUCAGAAAAAAUAAAAAAUGAAAUUGGUCCAUCUGCACAUAUCAUGAAUCAAUAUACAAAUCCAUAUAAUCCAAUAGCUCAUUUUGAUGAAACAGCUGAAGAAAUUCUUCGUGAUUGUACAGAAGAAAAUGGACAAAUGAAAUUGGAUAUGCUAGUAGUUGGUGUUGGAACUGGUGGUACAAUAACUGGAAUAUCAAGGAAAAUAAAAAUGAAAGUGCCUAAUUGUUUAAUUGUUGGAGUAGAUCCAAUUGGUUCAAUUCUAGCCAAUCCAGAAUGUCAAGAAACAACUCCAUACGAUGUUGAAGGUAUUGGAUAUGAUUUUUUCCCUACUGUCUUGGAUACAAAUGGAAUUGAUAAAUGGUGUAAAACAGGUGAUCAUGAAUCUUUUGAAAUGGCCAGGCGACUUAUACAUGAAGAAGGUUUACCAUGUGGUGGCAGUUCUGGUGCUGCUGUAGCUGGUGCUAUCAGAACUAUCAAAGAAUUGGGUUUAGGAAAAAACAGUCGAAUCGUGGUUAUUCUACCCGAUAACGUACGCAAUUACAUGUCUAAAUUCUUAUCAAAUGAUUGGAUGUUUAGUCGAGGAUACAUGAACUUUCCUCUUGGUGAUGCAUUUCGAAAUAAUUGGAUUAAUGAUACAUUAGAUGAAUUAAUUGCUGGUCUUCCAAAAACAGUUAGAAUUACUAGUGAAUAUACAGUAAAAGAUGCUUCGAACUUAAUUAAAACGGAGAAUGUAAGGGGAUUGUUGGUGGUAGAAAAUAAUGGAACAAAACUUUGCGUUCUUGGUGUAUUUGAUUCAAAUGUUCUAAGACUAUUAUUCAGUGGAUCUGUUAAACCGACUGAUCUUGUUGUCAAAGCGAUGAAUAAAAAUUAUCGACAAGUUGAGGAAGUACAUGGGCUUGAUCGUGUUUCUCGCGAACUCACCAUUGAAUCAUAUGUUGUUCUGUGGAAUAAAGAAAACCCUUAUUUAGUAUGUCGUGAAGAUUUUCUUCAUUGGUCCCUAUUUAAACAGUAG
Molecule: messenger RNA, 2434 nt
Organism: Schistosoma bovis
Lineage: Eukaryota; Metazoa; Platyhelminthes; Trematoda; Strigeidida; Schistosomatidae
Source: the annotation of a GenBank genome assembly